AUCUCAUUAAGGAUGUAUCUGGCAUCAACUGUGAGGGUUGGACGUUACUGAAAAUUGCAAAAGCUCUGAAGAUGAUAUGGUGGCCUGAAUUUGGCGAUUCCUGUGAGUGAUUGAGAGCACAUCAGAACAGAAGCGAGACACGGAAAAGAAUGAAUCACGAAGAUGGUGCAGAUGAUUGGGGUUCUCAAAGGCCAGAAACGCCGCCACCUUUCGAUGCAUUAGAGUACAGUCAGCUCAUCUCUGCAGGGCCGUUGCUGCCGCUGCUAGAACAGUAUGCAGGCGUAGGUUCUUAUGACCAGAACAUUCUUAGGGGGGCCCCGUGGCAAGUGCAGUCACAAGGCGCUAACGCUGACAAAUGUACGGGCAGCCAACUCCAACUAGCUAGUAUGGCUAAUCAAGGGCCUUCGUGCAGCACGUGGAAUCAGGCAGCACCCAUGUACGUGCCAUCGACGUCGUACACAGGUUAUUACGCUGGUGGUGAUCCGGCAAACGUCUCCUGGCAAGCUUCGCAAAUUCCUGGUGGAUCACGUCAUUAUGGUGUAACAGACCACACACGAUGGUCAAAUACAGCACAACAAGAACCUACAACUACAAUGCACAGCGGCGCCGACACAUCUACUGCGGGGAGCUCUGAGCGCACGGAAGAUGCGUUCCACCAGACAGCAGACAAACAUGCCGCAAACAAAUUCGAGUCAGAGUCGGGAAUGGCAAUCAUUCCAGCAAUGCCGGCAAGUACCCCUUUGAACACAAGCACUGGCAACUCUCAGGUAGAUGGGACUGCCGCCCAUACUGAAGUGAACGAUGAAACUGACGACGACGCGCAAGUGGAUGAAGAUGGUGGGCAAUCAGAGAUCGUGGUGCCUCAGCCACCGUACAUGGGGCAGAGAUUUGAGUCAUUCGAAGCAGCAAAGAAAUACUACCAGACAUAUGCAAAGUUCCAUGGGUUUGCGGUCAACACCGAGUACCGUAGGAAAAUUAAGAAAAUUAACGAGUACAGCAGAGGUGAGAUGAUGUGCCACAAGGCACGCAGGAACAAGAAUGGGAAAGGCGAUGCGCCUGUCGUUCCGGAACGAAAGAGAGGUAUCAUUCAGAAGACUGAGUGCCCUGUCCGGUGUAAGCUAAACGUAGAUGGAGCACAGUGGGUGGUCAAUGAGUAUUUUGACGAGCACAACCACCAACUGACAAAGAAGUUCGACCUGAUGAAAUUUCUGACCGCCCACAGAGGGUUCACCUCCGUCGAAAGGCAAUUCGUAAAGCUGCUACAUGAUUGUAACGUCGGUCCAUCGAGAAUGGUGCAGAUACUAUCUCUCAUCCACAGCAAAAAAGGGACUUUGAGUAGCAUGCCGUACAUACCAGCUGACGUCACAAACCUACGGGCAAGGUACCGUAGAGAGAGCAAGUUGGCAGACAUAGAGGUCACAAUUGCCUACUUUGAUGAGAAAGCCAAAGAAGAUGCAGAUUUCUUCUACAGGAUAAGCUUCCUGCACAAACUCGCGUGCUCCCGACCGCUUGUUGAAAUCUUCAUUCGUCAACCAGUUACAUGUGUGGAUUUUCCGGAGCUCAACGACCGUUGCAGCUGUGAUAGCUGGGACAAUUCUGCCUUCCCACUUCGCAAGGGGACACCGACGUUGACUGGGAGCCUGAAAGUGCGCAGAUUUAUGCUGGGGAUUUCCACUGCAGGAAAAGGCGCAGUCUGCUCCGGGUGUUCACCUGCGUCGCUCGUGCCCGGCUUGACACCUGCAUCAGUUGUGCUCCGGUCUUCAGGUUUCUCCGUCACAUUGCUUUUGGCAGGUGGCGGGAACAGUGUGGACGCAGGAACAAAACCAGACUCGUCUCUGCUGCUCCUGGCUACUGUCGGUGCGUUCGAACCCACUCGCAUUUCCAACUAUCGAAGGAGAAGGAGAGGGGAGAAGGCGACGGUGAAGGCGGAAGAAUCGACGGUGCUCGGGACCGUCGGUGGUGCUCGCCAGAACGGAGCAGCUCGCCGGAGCGCCUGCGGGUUGAAGAAGAAGAAACGUAUUCACAACAGAGCCUCCCAAGAACGACUGACUGCGUUGACUGACAAAUUCAGCGACGAUCAGAAGGGGGCUGCUGCUGAGAUGGGUAUGCAGUCUAUGAUGGCUAUCCGGUGCACGAACCUUGUCAACCCUGUAUGCGAUUGGCUUGGUGAGAUCUACGACCCCGCCUCCAGAGAAUUCGCGAAACUGAAAGAUGUGAAGAACAUGAACUGGUGUAAGUUCAUUGCCAACUUCCUGCAUGAUGCAUUUGCAAGCAAGGUGUACCAGAAGGGUUAUCGACUGCAUUUAAUGGCUGUGCUUGCUGCAGACAGGGUAACUGAUAGCAAAUAUGGUAAACUGCAGGCGAGGGCACCUGUUGAGCAGCUAAUAGGGAAGUUUGCAUCUGGAAUGACUGGCUUGCUCGGGAAGUUGGUUGAGGGGUGGACGUCCCUCAGUGGCUCUGACGGCGACGCGGUUGCGAGGCAAUUCACUUCAUUCGUCCCAGAACGUACACACCGGCCAACCGGUUGCCGUGGCCGGUAUGACUACAACAGUUCCCAGGAGCCCGCUGACACACAAGAUGAACUAGGUGGAGACGCUGGUCUCAGCAAGGAUGACGAUGAUGUCAUGGAUAAUGUGCAAGAGGACACCGAUGAUGAUGAACACGCUGAAGUUUGCGCAGGUGGUAACAAGGGCAAGGAUGCAAUAGAUGUCCCCUAA
Molecule: messenger RNA, 2717 nt
Organism: Triticum dicoccoides
Lineage: Eukaryota; Viridiplantae; Streptophyta; Magnoliopsida; Poales; Poaceae
Exons: 13
Coding region: 150-2717 (855 amino acids)
Source: RefSeq, a predicted model, not a curated record